Messenger RNA from Spodoptera littoralis (African cotton leafworm), 1302 nucleotides. The record is from the annotation of a GenBank genome assembly. Lineage: Eukaryota; Metazoa; Arthropoda; Insecta; Lepidoptera; Noctuidae.
AUGGUGUUAAUUAUGCGGAAAAUUACGGUCGAUUUCCACGCUGGAGUUACACAUGUGCUUGUUCCUAGGAUGUUACACGUGAUGUGGCUAGUGGCGGCGUUGCUGGCCGCGUGCGCAGCGGUCGGUGGCGCGAUGUCGUGCAAUGAGGCACGCACGCGCUGUGCCUACCGCACCGGCUGCGGCGCCGCGCUUGGCAACUACAUGAUGAUGUGCGAAGAUGUGCUCUCUGAGCCCACUGCCUCGUCAACGUGUCCCAGGGAGUGUGGUAACGCUUUAAUUGCGUUGACGUCCACUGAAGAAGGGAAGGAGUUGAUGAAUUGUGAAUGUGAGGACGAGUAUUGCUUGGAGGCGAAGCAGCGCAUCGACAUCUGUCGACCACAGGUGAUGAAGGGAGCUGCCAACGCCACCUCCUCCUGCAGCCUGUCGCAGCUCAUCUGCCUGGCUGAUGCUCAGUGUGCCACUGCCUUGCAAUACUACCACAGGCUAUGCCGCUCCAUGUUCAGAGGCAGAAAGUGCUCAAACAAAUGCCUAAACUCCAUAGAAAUCCUAAGAAAGCAGGAGAAAGCCGCAGCGCUAACAGCGUGCCAAUGUGACGGCAAUGACUACGACUGCCCGAGAAUGCAGAACAACCUAGCGAGGCUAUGCUACCACAAGAUGAAGAACCACACAAAGAACCACAACAGUCACGGGGAGAAACAGAAAAAACUCCCCGUCGAAGAAGUGCCAGUGGUCAGUGCAGCGAAUUUAGUCCGAAUAUCCGGGCUCAUAGCGUUGAUAUCCGUAUGCAGUAACAGCUUCAUCACGUGAUACCAUCUCAACGGAAAUAACCAAUAGUUUAAAGUGUACAGUAACGGACAUAGUCAUAAGGACACUGCCAUAGAAGAGACUAUUCGAGUGAAGAAUUGUGUAGUGUGUUUAGAUAGACGUAAUAUUGGCUAAGUAGGCGUUAAAUUGAAGUACAAUAACCAUAGGUAGUGUAAAUAAUGUAAAAACAGUAUUAGUUAAGGUAAGACUAUCGUGAGGGAAUCAAGGGUAAUUAUGUAGAUUGUUGUUUAUAUUUUAACUAUUGUCUUAAUAUGAGAGUGGAUGUGUCGCCGCCCACGGGUUGCGCAGGCGUCGCUAUAAAUACGGCGGCGCCGGUGGUCCGGUGACAAAUGCUGGACUGUUCCCGAUGUAGCGCCGCACGUCGAUUGAUCUAACGACUGUUCCGGUAACACCAUCAUCCUCACAUAUUUACGUCAAAUAUAUUUUUCUAUCCCUCUCUUUGGCGUUUGGUGUAAGAGGGAUGGUGUGGGUGCAGUC